This is a messenger RNA of Megalobrama amblycephala (Wuchang bream), 5858 nucleotides long. Its product is annotated as immunoglobulin-like and fibronectin type III domain-containing protein 1. The record is from RefSeq and is a predicted model, not a curated record. Bases 145 to 5277 code for a protein of 1710 amino acids. The transcript has 27 exons. Gene Ontology annotation, molecular function: protein binding. Lineage: Eukaryota; Metazoa; Chordata; Actinopteri; Cypriniformes; Xenocyprididae.
CAAAGGAUUUAUUACCUUGGACAACUUGGAGGCAGCACUCAAAUAUCAGAAGAGGCCAGAGCACUUUGAAAGAAGCAAGAGAGGAGCACAGAGAACUGUGAACAGAGAUACUUCUGAAUUCUUGAGCCAUUGGACUGCAUCAAGAUGAUGAAAAAAGCCAAGGUUUUAGAUCCAACUGCUGCCGGGCAAGGCGGACUGGAAAUUCUACCUCUCAAGAGACAAGGCAUCAAAAGGAGAUCUAAGGUUCCCGGUGUUAUGAUUACACAGUACAUUGAGGAACUUCCUGAGGGGAUGACAACUCCCGACUUCACGCGUAAACCCAUCGCUUUAACCAUUCAAGAAGGAAAGCUGGCCAUUUUUAAAGCCAAAGUGUCUGGAAACCCAACACCCGUUGUAACCUGGCGUAGAGCUAAAGGAGAAAUGAAGGAUCCCCAAAAGUUUCAGAACAAAUUUGACCCCACAACUGGUGAACACACUUUGGAGAUGCCUAAAGUCACUGGCGAAGAAGCUGACACUUACAAAUGCUACGCCUCAAAUGAAUAUGGGAAGGCCGUUUGCACCGUUGUCCUAAAUGUCAUUGAAGUUGGAUUCAAAAAAAGCAAAGAAAUGCAAAAGGCUGAAGCAGCUGUAACAGAUGACCCAACAGAGUUUAGAAAGAGGCUCAGGAAAGGUGCUGGCAAAAAAGAGGUGAAAAGGGAAGGUGACAUUGACGAGUCAGUUUGGGAAUUGCUGCUGAGUGCUGAAAAGAAAGACUACGAACGCAUUUGCUCCGAGUAUGGCAUCACUGAUUUCCGUGGCAUGCUGAAGAGACUGGUCGAGAUGAAGAAGGAAAGAGAAGAGGAGCAGGCACAGUUCAUCCAACAUCUCAGCAAUCUCAAACCAAUUGAGGUGAAGGGUGAGGAUGCUGCUACCUUUGAACUGGAAAUGGAGCUCAAAGACCCCAACAGUCGCAUCUUUCUGUACAAGGAUGGUGUCAUGAUUCCAUUCAGCAAAGAAGCUGAAGGAGAAAUGAAACACGCUCUAAAACAAGUUGGCAAGAAGUAUAUCUUCACUGUUAAAAACCUCAGUCAAGAAGAUGCCGGAAUUUAUCAAGUGGAUGUUGAGGGUGUCAAUAUCUUUUCAACGGAUUUCAAGAUUCCCCCUGUGGACUUUGCCCUGAAGAUAAAGGAGGUGACGGCCCAAGAGAGAGAGGAUGCCAUCUUUGAGUGUGUCUUAACUCAGCCCCUUAAUGAGAUUGUUUGGACCCUAAAAAAUACACCUCUCUCAAACAAUGACAAAUAUGAGAUUACUUGUUCAGAGGAUAAACUGAUCCACCGUCUGAGAAUCAUUGAUUGUAUGCCUUUGGAUGCUGGAAUCUAUGCUGCUCUAGCAGGCAUUAAGUCUUGCAGUGCUUGGCUGAUUGUAGAAGCCGACAAAGAUCCUGCAUCAAAGGGCAAGAAAAAAUCCCGUAAAACCACUCAGGCAGGCGGUGGCGGAGAUGAAUUGCAGAAGAUUGCUGCUGAGCAGGCCGAGAGAAACAAGAAAGAGAUGGCAGAAGCUUUGGAGGCUGCUAAGAAACUCCAGGCUGAACGAGAGGCAGCAGAAGCAGAAGCCAAAGCCAAAGCUGCAGCUCAAGCCGAAGCAGCAAAAGCGGCUGCACAGGCGGCUGCAGCUACUACGGCCGCAGCUGCUGCUAAAGCUGCAAAGGAUGCUCUUGCUGCAGCUAAAGCCAAAGGUAUGUCUGAGGCAGAAGCUAAAGCCGCAGCAAAUGCAGCAGCACAGGCUGCAGCAGCUAAAGCCAAAGCCCAAGCUGAGGAAGAGGUCAGGAAGCAGGCUGAACUCAAGGCUUUAAGUGAAGGCCUGAGUGCUGAGCAAUCUGCUGCAGCAGGCGCUGCGGCAGCUGCUGCAAUGGCCGCACAGGCAGCUGCUGCGGCAGCAGGGCUUCAGAAGGCUGGAGGUGGAGUUGGAGGUAGUGCUGCAGCGGCGGUAGGAGCGGUGUGGGCUGCAGGAGCUACUGGUGAAGGUGGAGGAGCCGGUGGGGCUGGAGGGGCUGGAGGAGCCGGAGGAGCUGGAGGGGCUGGAGGAGCCGGAGGAGCUGGAGGGGCUGGAGGAGCCGGAGGGGCUGGAGGAGCUGAUGGAGCUGGAGGAGCUGGAGGAGCUGGAGGGGCUGGAGGAGCUGAUGGAGCUGGAGGAGCUGGAGGGGCUGGAGGGGCUGGAGGAGCUGACGGAGCUGGAGGAGCUGGAGGGGCUGGAGGAGCUGACGGAGCUGGAGGAGCUGGAGGAGCUGACGGAGCUGGAGGAGCCGGUGGCGCUGGAGCUGCUGGUGGAGCCGGUGGCGCUGAUGGCUCUGGAGGAAGCGGUGGUGAGGGAGGAGGUGACAAAGAUGGAAAAAAGCGUCAGCGAGCAGGACCUCUUGUACCGGAGACCGUCAUAGGAAACUCAAACACAUCCAGCCCAGUUCCAGAUGUGAGCAGGGAGCAUUGUAAGCAGGAAGGGGAAGCUGCGGGCCGUACCCGUGUAAGAAAAGGCCCACUGUUACCAGACACAGUGAUUGGUGGAGGUAACCCAUCAGAUAAAGAAACCCCAUCAGGGUCUGGCAAACCAUCAGGGUCUGGCAAUCCAUCAGGUUCCAGUAAUCCAUCAGGUUCCGGUAACCCAUCAGGUUCAGGAAACCCGUCAGGUUCUGACAACCCUUCAGGUUCCGAGAACCCAUCCGGGUCCGGUAGCGCAUCAGGUUCUGGGGACCCACCAGGACCCGGAAAGCCACCAGGUCCUGGAGGCCCAACAGGGGGCAGCACUGAAGCUGUAGAGGAAGAAAAAGGUGCUGAAGAUGAAAAGGAUGAGUCAGCUAAAGCUGGAAAGCGUUCAGGCCGUAAAAAACAUGGCUUACAGGUUCCGGAGACAGUUAUUGAUCCUGGUGUUCACUUUGCUGCUGGGCUGGAAGACUGCAAAGCAAUUGUGGGAGAGGCAGCUGAACUGGUCUGCAAACUCAGCAGUGCUGAAUGUAAGGGUGUCUGGUCCAAAGAUGGCAACGAGAUUACUGGCGCCACUGAGGGUAUAACCAUCAGUAAAGACGGAGUCAUUCACAAACUGAAAAUUGCCAAAGUAUCGGAAGAAUUUGCUGGAAAAUAUCGUUUUGAGGCUGAUGGGCGUAAAACCGAAUGUGUGAUUGCAGUUGAAGAUCCACCAAGAUUCAAUGCCAAGGAAAUUGAAGUAUUUGCAAAACCGAUUGUGGUCAAACACAAUCAGAAAGCCACCUUUAAAAUUCCAUUUAUUGGCCGUGAGCCAUGCAAAGUUCAGUGGUAUAAAGAUGGUGAAGAGCUCAUGCCAGACGCUCACUGCAAGAUUGAGAUUUCAGAGGGUGAAAGUCGUCUGCUUCUCACCAAAUUACAGCGUAAAGACACUGGGGAGAUCAAAAUCAAAAUCAAAAAUGAGUUUGGCACAGUGGAAGCCAUUUCUAACCUAGCUGUGCUUGAUAAGCCUACCCCCCCACUUGGACCUCUGGAGAUUGUUGAAGCAACUUCCAACUGCAUCGAGAUCAAGUGGAGACCACCAAAAGACAACGGUGGUUGCCCUAUUAAAAAUUACAUACUUGAGCGCAACCAAAUUGGACGCAACACAUGGAAAAAAUUAGGCCAGAUCCCAGGUGAAGCCCACUAUAAAGACACUGAUGUUGACCAUGGAAGGAGAUACUGCUACCGUAUCAGAGCCCAGACUGAAGAAGGCACCAGUGAACUGAUGGAGACGGAGGAUGUGCAGGCUGGCACUAAAGCAUAUCCUGGUCCGCCGUCUGCUCCUAAAGUAGCCAGUGCCUUCAAAAACUGCAUCAACCUGACAUGGACUCCCCCAACCACCACUGGAGGAACCAAUAUUUUGGGUUAUAACUUAGAGAAACGCAAGAAGGGCAGCAACUUGUGGGGCCAAGUCAAUCCACCAGAGGAGCCAAUCCAAGCAAAGAAAUAUGCUGUAAAAGAUGUAGUUGAAGGAAUGGAGUACGAGUUCCGUGUGUCCGCCAUCAACAUAUCUGGAGCUGGUGAACCAAGUCACCCCUCAGAAUUUGUGUUUGCAAGAGAUCCAAAAAAACCUCCUGGUAAAGUCAUUGACCUUAAAGUGACUGACUCCUCCUACACUACUUUGUCCUUGUCUUGGACUAAACCAAAGGAAAACCCUGGGGUUCAGGAUGAGGCCAAGGGGUACUUUGUUGAUAUCAGGCCUGCUGAGAACCCAGAGUGGGAUCGAUGCAACUCAAAUGCCAUCAUCAUGAACUCCUACACUGUAAAGGGAAUGAAAUCAAUGGCCAUGUAUUGGGUUAGAGUGAUCGCCGUCAAUGAAGGUGGAGAGGGAGAGCCACAAGAGCUGGACAACUACAUUUUGGCUAUGCCUCCUCCAGUGAGACCAAGAUUCACAGAUACUAAGAUCAAGAGUUUCAUGGUGGUCAGAGCUGGAAAUUCUGCACGAUUCAACAUCAACUUUGAGGCUUCCCCUUGGCCUGAUGUCAUCUGGCUUAAAGAUGGCGUUCCUGUGUCCAAACGUGUCACUAUUAGUAAUGCUGAGGGAGGCUCUCAGAUCCUGAUCCCAUCUGCAGAGCGUUCCGAUACAGGAAUCUAUACCAUCGUAGUCAAGAACAUUGUGGGGCAAGAGACCUUCAGUAUUGAGAUUAGAGUUACAGACGAGCCAAAGCCCCCAGGUCCCGUAGAGUUGGAUGAGAAUGUUCCGGGCACAGUGACAGUUUCCUGGGAACCAUCCCCAGAUGAGAAACGCGAUGAUCGCCUGCAUUACACGGUGAGCAAGAGAGACUCCAGCAAGAGGACCUGGCACACUGUAGCAGACCGUAUCUUCAACAACCGUUUCACAGCCUGUAACAUCAUGCCAGGGAGAGAAUACCAGUUCCGUGUGUACUCCAAAAAUGACAUUGGCCUGUCUGUCCAUUCGGAGUCACCAAAAUGGCUAAUCACAUGCAAGAAAGAAAAAUUCAAGCUGAACAUCCCAGAGUCCAAGACCUGCAACUUAGAGAGGCCUCCGAAGUUUAUGGUCCCCCUGAAAAUCCACACGGCCCCACAAGGCUACGAGUGCUACAUGAGCUGUGCCGUGAGGGGCGAUCCCGCUCCCCACAUCACCUGGUACCGCGACAACGUCAGCCUCAACACUAACACCAAUUACUUAAUAACUAACACCUGCGGAGUGUGCUCCCUGCUCAUUCUCAGGGUUGGACCCAAAGACAUGGGAGAGUAUAAAAUCAUCGCCGAGAACCCGCUGGGGAGAGCAGAGUGCUCUACCAAUCUCACAGUGAGAGAAUAAAACUAUGGCGAGUGGAAGAUGUCAAAACUUACAUCUUGCAAAUCAUCAUGUUGUUUUCUGGAUUUUAGGCCCUUUGUAGAACAACAGCAUUGAAUAUUUUUGGAGAAAGAUGUGGCUUGUGGAAACGCUAUGCCCUGCGUGUUCUUAUUAGACAAAUAAUGAUAGAAUCAAAUGCAUGUGGUAAAACUACAUAUAGUCUUAUUGUGUUUAAUAGCACAAAAACCUAAAACUCUAUGUGUUGUGCUUCUUGGAUGGCUGAUGCUUAAUACUCCAUACUGUCCUAGUCCUGUUUGACAAUGAUUUUACUUCAGCUUAGCUCAGGUUUGGGGGGGGGGGGGGGUUAUUUUUCUUGUAUGCUAUUUAAUUUAUUAAUUUAUUUAUUCUUUUCUUUUGUGUAUGUUCCCUGCUCUUUCACAAAUUCAAUUACACUGUAUUACAGUAAAAAAAAAAAAAAAAAAAGUCCUUUUUUUGCUUGUAUGGAAAUGCUAAAAUGUAAAAGAAGCUUUUGCUUCUCAGAUAUGCUCUAUCAACAAAAAUGGUUUGGUGUAAAUAAAUAAAAUAUUCAGGUUCUUUGAACAGUG